AAUAAACCGUUAGACGGAAGUGAAACUCAGCUGCUCCAUUUUGUUCCGAGAGGAAAAUAAAAUAUUCCAGGAGUAAAAGCUAAAGCUCUGAUAUAUAAACGCUCUAAAUGAAGACGUUUAGAGUUAAUAUAAGGAGUUUUGUUGGUUUGUACUGAAGUUUUUAAUGUACACAGGUUGUUUUAUGACUUGAUAUCGUGUGUAUAGUGUUUGAUUUAACACACCGAUGUUGGAGUGAAGUAAACGUGUGUCCUGCUGUAAUCUGGAGAAGGAGACAUGACCUCCAACAUGAGUGUGUCUGGAAAACAGGACUUAAAGAAAGACGAGAGAAUGAUGGAGGGAAAGAGAUCAGACUCACCAGAACCCAGCUGUGUGUCCAUGAAGAGUGACUGGUCAAUGGAUCGUCCAAUUUUCUUCAGAGACAGAGACAGUUCUACUGAUGUGAGACCACAAAAGAAGAAAUCAAACAUCAGCAGAAAUCAGCUGGACUCCAUAUUCAAGGAGCUGGAACACAAAGUCAUCACUCUGAUAAAGAAUGAGCUGAAGAGGUUUAGGAAGCUCCUGAGUCCAGAUUACCCAGCAUGCACUGAGAGGGAGGUGGAGGAUGAGGAGGAUCUGCACAGUGUCAGAGAGGGAGCUCUGAAGAUCACACUGCACUUCCUGAAGAACAUGAAGCACACAGAUCUCGCUAACACACUGCAGAACAAACUCCCCUCUGUGUAUCAGACAAAGCUGAAAUCCAACCUGAGAGACAAGUUUAAAAGAAUUAAUGAAGGAAUCUCACAGCAUGGAAGAUCAGCACUUCUGAAUGAGAUCUACACAGAGCUCUACAUCACAGAGGGUUGGAGUGGAGACGUCAAUAAUGAACAUGAGGUGAGACAGAUUGAGACAGUGUCCAGGAGACCAGCAACACAGGAGACACCCAUCAACUGUAAUGACCUCUUUAAGGACAAGUCCAUCAGAACUGUGCUGACUAAAGGAGUUGCUGGAAUUGGAAAAACAGUCUCUGUGCAGAAUUUCAUUCUGGACUGGACUGAAGGAAAAUCAAAUCAGGACAUCACCUUCAUGUUUCCACUUCCCUUUAGAGAGCUGAAUCUGAUGAAGGAGAAAAAUCUCAGUCUGAUGAAUCUUCUUCAUGACUUUUUCCCAGAAAUAAGAGAACUAGAAUCAAUAGACUGUGACUCCUACAAAGUGGUGUUGAUCUUUGAUGGUCUGGAUGAGUGUCGACUUCCUCUAAAUUUCCAGAAUGAGAGAUUGUGUGAUGUGACACAGUCAGCCUCAGUGGAUGUUCUGCUGACGAACCUCAUCAAGAGGAAUCUGCUUCCCUCUGCUCUCCUCUGGAUAACCUCUCGACCAGGAGCAGCCAAUCAGAUCCCUCCUGAGUGUGUAGACCAGGUAACAGAGGUACGAGGGUUUAAUGAUCCUCAGAAAGAGGAGUACUUCAGGAAGAGGAUCAGUGAUCAGAGCCUGGCCAAUAAAAUCAUCAGACACAUGAAGUCUUCAAGAAGCCUCUACAUCAUGUGCCACAUCCCAGUCUUCUGCUGGAUCUCAGCCACUGUUCUAGAGAGAAUGUUGGGUGAAGCAGAGAGUGGAGAGAUCCCCAAGACUCUGACUCAAAUGUUCACACACUUCCUGAUCUUUCAGAUCAAACACAAGGAUGAAAAGUACCAUCAGAAACAUGACCCUGAUCCUCAGCAGACCAGAGAGAGUAUCCUGGCACUGGGAAAACUGGCUUUCCAGCAGCUGGAGAAAGGAAACCUGAUCUUCUAUGAGGAAGACCUGAGAGAGUGUGGCAUUGAUGUCAGAGAAGUGUCAGUGUACUCAGGAGUGUGUACCCAGAUCUUCAGAGAGGAGUUUGGGCUUCACCUGGGGAACGUGUUCAGCUUUGUACAUCUGAGUGUUCAGGAGUUUCUGGCUGCUUUAUACGUGUUUUUCUGCUUUAAAUUUAGAAAGACAAAUGUGCUUGUGGAGCAAAGCACUGGACUUUUUAAUUUCUUCAGAAAUCCAAACAUGUCUGAUCUCCUCAGGAGUGCAGUGGACAAGGCCUUACAGAGUGAGAAUGGACACCUGGACCUGUUCCUCCGCUUCCUUCUGGGUCUCUCACUGGAGUCCAAUCAGACUCUCUUACGAGAGUUAAUGCCACAGACAGGAAGUAGUUCUCACAGCAAACAGGAAACAGUGGAGUACAUCAAGGAGAAGAUCAGGGAGAAUCCAUCUCCAGAGAAAUCCAUCAAUCUGUUCCACUGUCUGAAUGAACUGAAUGAUCAUUCUCUAGUGCAGGAAGUACAGACUUACCUGAACAGAGGAGAUUACAGGUGUCUCAGUGGAUCCAGUCUCUCUCCUGCUCAGUGGUCAGCUCUGGUGUUUGUGUUACUGACCUCAGAACAGGAGCUGGAUGAGUUUAAUUUGAGGAAAUAUGAUCAAUCAGAGGAAUGUCUUCUGAGACUGCUGCCAGUGGUCAAAGCCUCCAGAAAAGCUGAUCUGUGGAGGUGUAAUCUGACAGAGGAAAGCUGUAGAGCUCUGUCCUCAGUUCUCAGCUCAAACUCCUCCAGUCUGAGAGAACUGGACCUGAGUGGAAAUAAACUGCAGGAUUCAGGAGUGAAGCUGCUCUCUGCUGGACUGAAGAAUCCACACUGUACACUGGAGAUACUGAGUCUGUGUGUGUGUAAUCUGACAGAGGAAAGCUGUAGAGCUCUGUCCUCAGUUCUCAGCUCAAACUCCUCCAGUCUGAGAGAACUGAACCUGAGUGACAAUAAACUGCAGGAUUCAGGAGUGAAGCUGCUCUCUGCUGGACUGAAGAAUCCACACUGUACACUGGAGAAACUGAGGAUGAGGAACUGCAGUAUUACAGAUGAAGGUUGUGCUGCUCUGGAUUCAGCUCUGAGGUCAAACUCCUCAUCACACCUGAGAGAACUGAAUCUGGACGGUAAUAAUCCAGGAGAAUCAGGAGUGAAGCUGCUCUCUGAUCUACUGAAGGAUCCACACUGUAAACUGGAGACACUACAUCUGUGUCGGUGUAAUCUGACAGAGGAAAGCUGUAGAGCUCUGUCCUCAGUUCUCAGCUCAAACUCCUCCAGUCUGAGAGAACUGAACCUGAGUAACAAUAAACUGCAGGAUUCAGGAGUGAAGCUGCUCUCUGCUGGACUGAAGAAUCCACACUGUACACUGGAGAUACUGAGGAUGUGGAACUGCAGUAUUACAGAUGAAGGUUGUGCUGCUCUGGAUUCAGCUCUGAGGUCAAACUCCUCAUCACACCUGAGAGAACUGGAUCUGGACGAUAAUAAUCCAGGAGAAUCAGGAGUGAAGCUGCUCUCUGAUCUACUGAAGGAUCCACACUGUAAACUGGAGACACUACAUCUGUGUGUGUGUAAUCUGACAGAGGAAAGCUGUAGAGCUCUGUCCUCAGUUCUCAGCUCAAACUCCUCCAGUCUGAGAGAACUGGACCUGAGUAACAAUAAACUGCAGGAUUCAGGAGUGAAGCUGCUCUCUGCUGGACUGAAGAAUCCACACUGUACACUGGAGAUACUGAGGAUGAGGUACUGCAGUAUUACAGAUGAAGGUUGUGCUGCUCUGGCUUCAGCUCUGAGGUCAAACUCCUCAUCACACCUGAGAGAACUGGAUCUGGACGAUAAUAAUCCAGGAGAAUCAGGAGUGAAGCUGCUCUCUGAUCUACUGAAGGAUCCACACUGUAAACUGGAGACACUACACAUUAAUUAUGAUAAACUCACCAGGUCUGGUGUAUGACCGGAGUCUGACCUCAAACCUCUUGUCCAGGAUAAAGCAGUAGUGGUGAAGCGUUAGAACCCGUCCCACAUUUCCAGCAGUUUGGGAGCUGAAUCAUUCAUAUUCAGAUGUAGAAGUUCCAGAACAAUAACCGUGACUGACCACAUCCUUUUAUCCACUCAGCUACAAGUUACUUCAGGCUUUAAUCACAUAUUUUACAAUCCAAAGUCCAAUCCUUCAGCAUCUACACACAACACAGAGAUAUCAUCACACCAUCACACUGAUUACACAAACACACAUCCAGCUGUUGGAGAUGUUUAUAGUCAGUUUUUAUCUCCUUAUUUUUAUCACAUUUGUUUCUCCACAGAUGAUUGAGUUACAGUUGUAAUAUUUAUCUUUAUUUUUCUUUAAAAAUUACUUAUUUUCAUAUCUCUGUUGUUUGUUUGCUAAUCUGUGUUUAACUGUAACCAUGGUAACAGGUCUGCUGAUUGAUUUGUUGUUGUAGUGACCCAGUUUUGUAUAUAUGUUGUAUACAUGUCAUUUCCACUGUGUGUAAUUACAGAAUAAACAGUGAGUGUGAGUGAAACACAACAAUU
Hemibagrus wyckioides is the source of this 4316-nucleotide messenger RNA. RefSeq names its product NACHT, LRR and PYD domains-containing protein 3-like. Bases 274 to 3741 code for a protein of 1155 amino acids. Gene Ontology annotation, molecular function: protein binding. The transcript is spliced from 13 exons. NCBI's taxonomy places the organism in Eukaryota, Metazoa, Chordata, Actinopteri, Siluriformes, Bagridae. The record is from RefSeq and is a predicted model, not a curated record.